AUGCAACUCAAUCCGUUUCGUUUUUGUACAAUAAUAACGUUAGUAAUAUUUAAAGCCGAUCUACUCACAUGCAUCGGCACAUAUGACUUGUUUGACGACGAUGCCAUACAUAUAGUCGAUAGUAGAGGUGGAAAAAACAUAAACGACGAUGAAAAUGUGUCAAUCCACGAAUCGUACAUCCCAGUCGAUGUUAUAAAUGAAAGUCAACAAUAUAAACCUCCCGAACACGUGAAACCACGUUUGCUAAUUGUAGAUAUACAAAAUAAAAAAAGCACAAAUUUUCUUCAAUACCAAAGGGACCCUUCAAAUUUGGGUGACACAUUCACGGCAGUCACACCCAACCUAAUAUUUAAAAUUAUAGAUAAAAACCAAGUUUUAUGGAAGGCCAAGUCCACGAGCUAUCCCUAUAAGGUGUUCAUCGGAGAUGAAAUCAACUUCGAAAGACAGAUACAGGUUUAUUAUCCGUACGGAGAUAACGAAGAGAACGAGUACACUUUGCCCCCUCAAACGGAGAUUCAGAACACGCUGCUGGAAAUAGACAUUAAGGUGAAGACGACGGACCAGUUCGUGAUUUUCAAGGAGGACCCGAAAACAGGGCGAGAAAAGUUCACGUGUAAACCAGGCUAUCUCAUUUAUAAAGUGUACAGCGGCCUAAGACUGAUGACGGAGGCCACUAACCACAUGUACUUUGACAGACUGGUGAUAUACAGGGACGAAUUCGGCAAUAAAAACCUGCAAGGGCUAUUUCCAGGUCAGAUUGACGAAGGAGAUCCCGAGGAGCCGCUACCCGAGUUCACACCGCCAGAAGCGGACUUCGCCCUCCUCCAGUCGGAGGUGCUCGACCACGAGAACCACCUGGUAUACGUUAACCUGAAGAACAAAAUGUCCACAAGAAUAGUCACGUACGAAUUCGACUUCUCAAACAACGUCGACGUUUUCUCAACGAAGGAGCCUUACAGGUUCGCCCUCGUGAUGAACGGCAAACACAGAGCCUGGAAGUACAAGAGCGGGGAGUACCCGAACCAGGUUUUGCUGUUCAGAGACGAAAACGGCUCCCCCUUCCUGAGACUGGGAUUUCCGAGAGCAGUGAGCAAAUUCCCGAAGCCCAAGCUGAUCACUCUGGACGUAAGGAACAUUGAAAGCAACCACGAGUUUAGCUACGAGUAUGACCCCGCAAGUCAAACGCAGAUAUUCAGGCCCAAGCCAGGGUUCCUGAUCGACCAGGUUAUGAAGGGCACGUUUCAUAUAUGGAAAUGCCAAGACUUCAUUUACCCCGAGAAGGUCCUGAUAUAUCCAGGCGAAAAUGGAGAGCCUGCACUGCGGCUCCAGUUCCCCAAGGAAGUUGCAAGACAGCCUCUGCCACGAAUACCGGACCCAGAUCCCGAGCCUAUAAUUGAACGCGUUCACCCAUCAAGAGAUAAAAAUUUGAUUAGAUUACCUGGCUCUGGAUCGGAUUCGACGGAAAUAAUCAAAGCGAGGAGGUCCAAAGAAUCUAUGCGACACUCGCUUUCGGAGCCAGAGCCUAUAUUUAAGCCAAUACAUCCGCCUACAAGCGACACAAGGGACAGAUUUGUUCAUCUGGAUUCUGACCGACUAAUUCCACAUGUGCGUGCUUCGAGACCCGAACCUAGGAGUAGAGUAUCGGUUCCUCCGCGUAAACCUGAAUCGGAUAAAGAAACUGAACCACCAAUCAUAGAAGAUAAAAGGGACAGAAUAGUGCAUCUGGAACCUGAGAGACCAAUAACAAAAGAACGAGCACCGAGACCCGAACCUAGGAGUAGAGUAUCGGUUCCUCCGCGUAAACCUGAAUCGGAUAAAGAAACUGAACCACCAAUCAUAGAAGAUAAAAGGGACAGAAUAGUGCACCUGGAACCUGAGAGACCAAUAACAAAAGAACGAGCAUCGAGACCCGAACCUAGGAGUAGAGUAUCGGUUCCUCCGCGUAAACCUGAAUCGGAUAAAGAAACUGAACCACCAAUCAUAGAAGAUAAAAGGGACAGAAUAGUGCAUCUGGAACCUGAGAGACCAAUAACAAAAGAACGAGCAUCGAGACCCGAACCUAGGAGUAGAGUAUCGGUUCCUCCGCGUAAACCUGAAUCGGAUAAAGAAACUGAACCACCAAUCAUAGAAGAUAAAAGGGACAGAAUAGUGCAUCUGGAACCUGAGAGACCAAUAACAAAAGAACGAGCACCGAGACCCGAACCUAGGAGUAGAGUAUCGGUUCCUCCGCGUAAACCUGAAUCGGAUAAAGAAACUGAACCACCAAUCAUAGAAGAUAAAAGGGACAGAAUAGUGCAUCUGGAACCUGAGAGACCAAUAACAAAAGAACGAGCAUCGAGACCCGAACCUAGGAGUAGAGUAUCGGUUCCUCCGCGUAAACCUGAAUCGGAUAAAGAAACUGAACCACCAAUCAUAGAAGAUAAAAGGGACAGAAUAGUGCAUCUGGAACCUGAGAGACCAAUAACAAAAGAACGAGCAUCGAGACCCGAACCUAGGAGUAGAGUAUCGGUUCCUCCGCGUAAACCUGAAUCGGAUAAAGAAACUGAACCACCAAUCAUAGAAGAUAAAAGGGACAGAAUAGUGCAUCUGGAACCUGAGAGACCAAUAACAAAAGAACGAGCAUCGAGACCCGAACCUAGGAGUAGAGUAUCGGUUCCUCCGCGUAAACCUGAAUCGGAUAAAGAAACUGAACCACCAAUCAUAGAAGAUAAAAGGGACAGAGUAUUGGAGCCACAACGCUGUUCUGAGAAAGCCACCUUCGAUACCCACGUCUCAAACCACAUUUACACGCCAACCACACCUCAUAUCUUCAACAAGGUCAGCAUUUUAAAUCCGCACCCACUAGCGACCCUAGAUAUUUGGGAAACUGAAACCCCCGAAGAGUACGCGUACAGAGUGGAGCAGUUCGGAUUCGACCACGUCCUGAUUUACUCAAACAACGGGAACUACGUCAUGUUUGACAGAGACGACAACGACAACUGGACGCGCUACGACAUCCCUAACGGCAGGUGGGCCGAUUUAGGAUUGAAGAGGCUGGAGCACGAGGUGGCCAAGUUCGACGCGGAAGGCAAGGUCGACAGCAAGGUACUCCUGAAGAAGCUAAUACACCUCGAUAUCGCACACAAGUUGAACACCUACAUGUCAGGGUUCACGAAGAAGGGAAACGUGUUCACGUUCAGGCCCGGUGAGGGCUUCAUUAUCAGCGCAGUCAUUGACUCUUCUGACACUUACAGGGGGCAGGCAGCUCCAAUAUGGGACACCGGAGAUCCCACGCAGUUCUGCGAACGAGUGGAGCACGAUGUCACGGAGGACAUGCUCACGCUUAAACUCCUCGACGGCUCUAUGAAGACGUACAAGAGGGUCGGCAAGAAGUGGCUCGACUUUAUGUUAGACCACAGAGUCGACAACAGCAAGAAGAUCCCAUUCGUGCUCAACCUGAGCACCCGGAACAGCUUAGCCACGUACGAGUUCGAACCGGCCAACGAUAACAAGACCAUGGUGUGCACAGUCAAGGACGGCUACGCGAUCAAGGAGGUGGUCUGGAUGGAGUCGGGUUACCAGUGCUUUCGCCACGACAAGAAGGUGUGGAACACCGAGGACCCGAGCUACUUCGCUCGCAGAGUCUCAGUCAUGAACCUCGGGUUAGGAGAGAAGGUGGUCAACAUUGACCUGUUCAACGGACUACAGCUGACCUUCCGCAGGUCAAUUUGGGGCGUGAGGUGGGACUUCAUGGGCUCGAAGGUAUUACGAGGGCAGUGA
Messenger RNA from Theileria orientalis strain Shintoku, 3759 nucleotides. RefSeq lists its product as hypothetical. The coding region runs from base 1 to 3759 and encodes 1252 amino acids. The transcript has 2 exons. Lineage: Eukaryota; Apicomplexa; Aconoidasida; Piroplasmida; Theileriidae. The record is from RefSeq and is a predicted model, not a curated record.